AGCUCGCCAGCUGCUCGCCAGCCCGCGGGACGGAGCCAAGAAUUCGAACGCUUCCGCGGUUGGCGGCUCAGCGUCCUGGCCUCGAGUUGCCCGGCUGCGCUUGGCGUUCCGAACACACGCACACACGCACACACGCAGUUUCUUUUUUUAAUACCUCCAGGGAAAGAGAAUCGUCCUCAAGCUGGCGGGAGCAAUGGUGCAUAUAACGAAAGGCGAGCUGACCCAGGAAGAAAAGGAGCUGCUAGAAGUCAUCGGGAAAGGUACUGUCCAAGAAGCUGGAACAUUAUUAGCCAGCAAGAAUGUUCGUGUCAACUGUUUGGAUGAGAAUGGAAUGACCCCUCUAAUGCAUGCUGCAUAUAAAGGAAAACUUGAUAUGUGCAAAUUACUUUUACGACAUGGAGCUGAUGUAAAUUGUCAUCAACACGAACAUGGAUACACAGCCCUCAUGUUUGCUGCACUUUCUGGUAACAAAGACAUCACGUGGGUAAUGUUGGAAGCUGGUGCUGAGACAGAUGUUGUAAACUCUGUAGGAAGAACAGCAGCUCAGAUGGCAGCCUUUGUGGGUCAACAUGAUUGUGUGACUAUAAUCAACAAUUUCUUUCCUCGAGAGAGAUUGGAUUAUUACACUAAACCCCAGGGACUGGAUAAAGAGCCAAAACUGCCUCCAAAGUUGGCAGGCCCACUGCACAAAAUUAUUACUACAACAAACCUUCAUCCUGUCAAGAUCGUGAUGCUUAUAAAUGAGAAUCCUCUGCUGGCAGAAGAAACCGCUCUGAAUAAAUGCUACAAAGUGAUGGAUUUAAUUUGUGAGAAAUGUAUGAAGCAAAGAGACAUGAAUGAAGUAUUGGCUAUGAAAAUGCAUUACAUCAGCUGUAUCUUUCAGAAAUGCAUUAACUUCUUAAAAGAUGGAGAGAAUAAACUGGACACUCUGAUCAAAAGCUUGUUAAAAGGCCGAGCUUCUGAUGGCUUUCCCGUAUAUCAAGAAAAGAUCAUCAGAGAAAGUAUCAGAAAAUUUCCUUACUGUGAAGCCACACUCCUCCAGCAGCUGGUGCGAAGCAUUGCUCCUGUUGAAAUUGGUUGGCUGCUGUGCCAUGAGGAUCCCCUGUGGCACUUUCCUGCACCGUGGAUGCCUGGGCCCUCCAGAGCUUUUUGGACCUGUCUGCCUCCGGGUUCUGAUCCUACUGCAUUCUCUGUACUUACCCAAGCCAUCACUGGUCAGGUGGGUUUUGUGGAUGUUGAAUUUUGCACUACCUGUGGCGAAAAGGGAGCAAGUAAAAGGUGUUCCGUAUGCAAGAUGGUAAUAUAUUGUGAUCAAACCUGCCAGAAAACACACUGGUUUGCACAUAAGAAAAUCUGUAAGAAUCUAAAGGACAUUUAUGAAAAACAACAAUUGGAAGCUGCCAAAGAAAAGAGUGAAGAGGAAAACAAUGGCAAACUUGAUGUCAAUUCUAAUUGUGUUAAUGAAGAGCAGCCAGAGGCUGAAGCAGGAAUCUCUCAAGAGGAUUGUAACCCUAAGGAUUCUGUGGAAGGGGAGAAAGAACACCCUCAGAAUGCAGCUGGGCUGGAUGGCUUACAGGAUGCUCCUGCAGGUCCACAGGAAUCUGAGGAGUGAAAGCCAGAGCAGGUGCCAUUGUGGACGGUUCAUACCCUGGCAGGUAGCUGGAAAGCUCAUGUGACUGUGUCCUCACUGCCUCAUGACACCGCAUGGCACCAUGGCAGGAUUCCAUGUUUCCUAGAAUAGAUGCCUUCAAGCAAAGCUCUGUCUACCAUGCUCUGAUUUCCUAAUGAUUGCUGUACUGUAAUUGGACAGAUACUCCAAGGGAAAAUUUUUAUUUCAAAGUAUCAAAGAAACAUUUUUAUUCCCUUUCUGAGGCCAGCUUCCCAGCCAUUGUUCUCAAAGCCAAAGAAAUCCCUUUAAAGAAGAAAUAUAGGCUCUGGGGAACAAAGGGACAAGCAAAACAGGUGUAGGAGAGAGAUCUUUAGAAAGGAUUUUCUAGCCACUGAGAUGGGUAAAUGAAUCAUAACGUAUAUGUGAAUAAGAUGCAUAUAAAUAGCAUUUACAAUAGUGAAGUCUUACUUAUUUAGAUGCAAUGACAUGAAGAAAAGUUGUAUGUUACAGGAUCUGUCACAGUUCAGCUCACUGUAGUUUUAUAUAGAAACGAUCCUGAGCAAUCUAAACUUUAUAUGGUUCUUGCAGUCACGUUUUAUCUUUAGUAUUUGUACCUUCAGAAAUGUCAGAACUAAGGCCUAGCCACAAUUAUCUCAGCAUGUGCAUUAAAAAGGAUGUUUCAUGAAAUUUCAGAUUAAAUAAUGGCUAAACAUAGUGUGUCCCCAGUUAUAAAACCAAUUCAUGUGCCAUAUUCUACUUGAAAGGCUUUUAUCUUCCUGUAAGCUUUUCAUUGGGCUCUUCCUGCCCAGAGACUGAUUUAUAACUGUCACUUUUAGAAUGUGCUGGCACCAGUUUUUAGCAUAUGCAGUACAGAAGCAGAGCUAGGGCCUGAUCGCCGAAGAUAGCACUGCGUUUCAGAGUUUCUUGUGAUGAUUGUCAAAUAAAUCGUGCCUACUGAUAUAACCAGCUCCA
Nyctereutes procyonoides (raccoon dog) is the source of this 2581-nucleotide messenger RNA. It is a transcript of the gene ANKMY2, whose product is annotated as ankyrin repeat and MYND domain containing 2. Gene Ontology annotation, molecular function: protein binding. Bases 194 to 1612 code for a protein of 472 amino acids. The transcript has 11 exons. The record is from RefSeq and is a predicted model, not a curated record. NCBI's taxonomy places the organism in Eukaryota, Metazoa, Chordata, Mammalia, Carnivora, Canidae.